This is a messenger RNA of Mizuhopecten yessoensis (Yesso scallop), 4752 nucleotides long. RefSeq names its product UPF0183 protein C16orf70 homolog. The transcript has 14 exons. The record is from RefSeq and is a predicted model, not a curated record. Lineage: Eukaryota; Metazoa; Mollusca; Bivalvia; Pectinida; Pectinidae. Gene Ontology annotation, biological process: Golgi to plasma membrane protein transport. Bases 127 to 1401 code for a protein of 424 amino acids. Gene Ontology annotation, cellular component: trans-Golgi network.
AAACAAACAUGGCGUUGAAAUAUUGCAAGAUGUAAACAUGAGAGGCACACAGAACUGACUGUGUUUUCUUACCUUACUUCUAUAAAAUUAUAUAUGUUUUUCUUCCAGUCACAAUAACACUUAACAAUGCUAGAUCUUGAAGUAGUUCCAGAACGAUCUUUAGGCAACGAACAAUGGGAAUUCGUUUUAGGAAUGCCGUUCUACCAAGCAGUGAGCAUCCUAAGGCGCCAGGACCGUGUGAUCAAAGGAGUUCAAGUAUGGUACAGUCAGCAGUAUCCACUGCAGAUGGACCUAGUACUUAACCUGUCUCAUGAUGGCAUCAGACUCAUCUUUGAUCCUGUUUCACAGCGACUCAAGAUAAUGGAAGUAAACAAUAUGAGUAAAGUGCGACUGAAAUAUUGCGGAGUACAUUUCAACUCUCCACAAGUUCAGCCCACUAUAGAACAGAUUGACCAAUCAUUUGGGGCUACACACCCAGGAGUUUACAACUCCGACAAACAGCUGUUUGUUUUGAACUUCAGAGGUCUCUCCUUUGAUUUUCCUAUUGAGUCCAAGUUUGAGCCCAAGUAUGCUCACGGCUUGGGCUCUCUCCAGUUUCCUAACGGGUCCUCACCUGCCGUGUCCAGGAUGUGUGUAUACACCGGCAACAGUCUACUUGACACCAAAGCUCCUCCAUUACCAAUCAUCUGUUUCCAAGGCAACUGUUUUGUGGAAUGUGUGGAGGUCCUCCGAGACCAUGGAGUAUCCAAGGGACUCAAGUUUUUACUGCUCACAGAAGGUAAUGGUCCCGGGAAGGUUAUGGACCCGAGGAAGAAAUCGUUAGAGAGGAUGGUCAUGUUUGGAGAUUCCUGUCAGGAUGUGUUUGGGUCCCUUGGGUGUCCCGGGAAGGUGUUCUACAAGGCUGAGGACAAGAUGAAGAUACACUCCCCCGACGCCCACAGACGCCUGCAAUCUCGUUGCUCUGACUACUUCUUCAAUUAUUUCACUAUGGGCGUGGACAUCCUAUUUGAUGCCACAACUCAUACUGUGAAGAAGUUCAUCUUACAUACAAACUUCCCCGGGCACUACAAUUUCAACAUGUAUUACCGCUGUGAGUUUAAGAUCCCUGUAGCUGUGGAAAUGGUGAAGCCCAAACUGGUCCAGACAGAUGAUAGCUCUGAAGAGGAGGUGGUCAUCACAGCCUACUCUAAGUGGGACACAGUCCAGGACUACCUAGUGAGGCCUGACCAGCGUCCAGUGAUCCUCAACCGGUCAUCCUCCACCAAUACCAGCAAUCCGUUCGGCUCCACCUUCUGUUUUGGGGUACAAGACAUGAUAUAUGAGGUGAUGCAUAACCAACACAUAGCGUCUGUAACAAUCUACCAGAGUAAGACGGGGUCGACUCGAGACAUUGGCUCCUGAUUGGCUAGCGAGGGAUUUGACAGAAUACCCAAGUCGACCAGUGCAAAUGUGUGUGCUAGGCUCAACCAGUGUAUUUGUUUACUGGGGUCAGCUGGUGCAUUUGUGUUCUGGAGUCACCUUACACAUGUGUUUUGGGUUCAGCCAGUAAAAUUGAGUGUAUAUGGGUCAACUUGUGCAUUCAUGUAUCAAGUUUUACAUGUAUGUUGGUCCAACAAUGAAUGUGUGUACUCGGGUCAACCAGUUCACGAGUAUUGGGGUCAUCCUGUGAAUGUGUGGCUAGUUCAACCGUAAUAUAAAUGUGACACUUCAUUGAUGGUAUAGUGUUGUGUUAAACAGGGCCUCUUUCGUUUAUCGCGAUCCAAACGGUUGAACCGGUUAAACCGGAGUUGUUUGUUUAUUAAAGAAGGUCGGACCUAGUAGUCGGAUGCUGCUUUCAGGCGAGCCUUGACAAAGCCUUACAAGGCCUGCAGAAACAUUUGCAGGUUCGCCAGGAUUUAUACCCGAAAAUGUUACUUUCAAAAACAGACAAACCAGUUGUUCUGAGAUAACUUAAUGCCAUGUGAUAGGUAUUUUCACAUAAAUCUUCAUCAAGGAUUUCCAGUAUAUCACAAGAACAACUUUUCAUACACACUGUAAGACAUAUACACUCAUUGAAGCUGGAAGUAGUAUCCUUGUCAAUAGGUACAGAUACAUUUAACUGUGAAACUAAGUGUGAGUGACAUAACAUACUGGAUACAAUUAGUACGACCACCGUAUACGUGUGAACUAUUGACUAGAAUACCUGUAGGGUACAUAAGACACAUGAGAACAGGUAUAUCAUAGAACCAACUACAGCAUGUGUUCCAAUGCCCUAACACUGUCCUAGUUCCUUUUUGCGUUCAGACAGCCAACACAUGUCAGACAUACUGCCUUUUUAUUAUUGGACAAAGUUGGACCUAAAUUCAGGGUCAUAACUUUACUAGAGUAUUUCAAUUAUGUAUUUCAAUUUGGCUUUUACGCUCCGUAACACAAUUUUACUUAGAUUCCAUCUCCCUUGUCUUGAAUUUCUUUAUUGUAUCAUUAUUAUUGUCAUUUUAAUUUUGGAAAUUAGAAACAGUGCAUAAAUUCAUAAUACAUUGAAGCUCAUUGAUAUAGAACUCUAAAAAGUAAAAAUUACAAAAGCAGUGAGAGAAAAACUGGUUUUCUUCCAUGGAACAUCAGAGAGCAGAAGUUGUUAUCCAUUGAAUUAGAGCCCUGUACUUAUGAAAGUGCUAGCUAUGGUCAACAGAUAUAAAUACCUGUAGCUGUAAGUACUGUAACUCUUCAGCUUGUAUAUACUUUGACUGACAGCCAUAGAACAGGGGCCCAUUGUUCUUUGAAAAUUGUAGUUUCAACCUGGGCAAGAGUAACAACUUUGAACUCUUGUAAAUUCUUUUUCUGAUAGAUUUUUACAUUGUUUGAUACACCAUGACAUUCAUCUUUAACGUGAUGUGGACACGCCAAAAGAUAAUGUUUAAUCCGAGUUUACACAGCGCACGAUCAACAUUCAAACACAUGAACAUAAUUGUAUGUAUCGGCACUUUGUACAACUUCCAUGUAUAAAAGUAAUCCAACCAUCUACAAGUACUUUAUUUAUAAAUGCUUGCUAAUCUGAUGUUGGAUAAUCUAGAAGAAUGUCAAGUUAUCAGUGUAAAGUUGUGAUUCUAGUGAAGUUUGAACCUCGCAAGUUUCAUGGAGGCAAUAGGCUAUCUGUCUGGCUGUCAGUCACUGGCCAAUGGGCUCAGUACCUGCAGCUGGAUACACCCCCUGUACCUAUUGAAGGGCCUUAGCCUUCACAAGCUGUAAGCACCUAACUGCCAUUAAUGAUAUUUUUGUCUGUGAUUUAAGUUAUAUGUAAUGUAAUAACAUUCUUUGAAGAGUCAUGGACGUAAAAAUUCACCGAGAAGCUUGGAAUGGACCGUGUAGAUGACUCGAGUAGAAAUGAUGGCCUGUAUAUGAUGUAUUGAUCAAUUUAUUUAUGUUGCUGCAGUAAAUUAUGUUAACUAUUAUACAGGAAAAAAUGUCAGUAACAACCUUGUUUAUUGUAAAUUCUGAUUAUUUAAAAAGGGUAUUUUUACUAUAUCCAAUGGACGGAAAACGAAAUUGAGUCGAGUUGGUUAUAACUUACAAUUUAAACAACUGUAUUUUAAACUCUAUUUACAAUGUACUUCAAUUCCUUAUUUGGAGCAAAACAUAUAAUUUGUUGUUUUUAUAUGAUCAUAGCUUGAAUACUGGCCAGCUCAUUGAAUUAAAAUAUACAUAUAUAAAUUGACUGUAGAGCUAUUAUGUUCACCAUUUUAUCUUCAUUAAAAUUUUAUUUAUUUAUUAUUGUACAUAAAAGCAUUUUUUUUAUUCUUUACUGUAAAUAUUUUAUAUAUUAUGAAUUCUUCCCGAACAGGGAAGCUAUUUGUGUAAUACAAUGAUGUAAUGUUUGUCAAAAAAUAAGGAGGGAAUUUGUGAUAAAGUAUUGCUCAAACAUACAUACCGGUAUCAUAAAAUCUGAGCUCCAGCAACCUUCUCUUUUAAAAUACAGUAUAAUUGAGAAACCUGUACAAACUAUUAAGCAAUGUCUCGCAGGGUACAUGUCUGUGUUAUUGAAUCUGUUUAAUUUUAGACAGGGUUCACUGUAAAGCGUGAUAUCAUAUAUAUUGAAUAUCUGAAGCUAAAGGACCUGUCAGCCUUGUGUGACAGGUGUGACUGUCCAUCUCUCUCGAUCUCUGAAAUGAUUUUUUAUCAUGUGCUACAAUACUUGUGUUACCUAUUAUCAUUAAACCACUCCAGCUUUUUUUAAGGCUACACAUUUUAUUCUUUACUUAUCAAGCUGUUAUGUGGUUUACAGAGGACCCUUAUAUAAAAACUCUUACUUCUGUAGGCCAUAAUGUGCUCAUCCAGAUCAAUGCUUGGUAGGGUUUACUAAAUUUAAAUAGGGGUAAAAGGGUUAAUACCGAGUAGUAAUCUGAUUCCCAGUAAUGAGUAUCCUCUGGAUUCCAGUAACCUCUGAAUUACCUGGAGGUCAGUCCUCUCUGGAAUCUUGUAACUUCCAAAGUCCAGUAAUCUGAAAAAGUCCCUAUUGGUCAGAGUUUAAAGUAACAAGUCCUGUUUCAUUUGUCCAUAACAUCAACAUGCAUCUGGACAAUGAGGUUCCAUUGUACGAGUAAAUUAAUGAGACAACAGGUAAGUAAUGCCAUGAUAUAAACUUAUAAUUCCGUCACAAGACAUUUUAAUAAUACUCCGAUAUGUAUGUAUAUGUCAUCUUGAUAACGUAAUACAUGUACAAUCUAAAUUGUUAAUGUUUCAUGAGCGAGCUGUUUAAUGCAAUAAAGUCAAUAAUUA